Molecule: messenger RNA, 931 nt
Organism: Eleginops maclovinus (Patagonian blennie)
Lineage: Eukaryota; Metazoa; Chordata; Actinopteri; Perciformes; Eleginopidae
Gene: tm4sf21a
Product: transmembrane 4 L six family member 21a
Exons: 5
Coding region: 128-700 (190 amino acids)
Cellular component (GO): membrane
Source: RefSeq, a predicted model, not a curated record
AGUCACAUCACUCCCAGUAUUUACUUUUUGCUACCACGGUGAUUUCUGUCUUUGGGUCAGUUACCGUUAGACCUUCUUUCUGAAAGCAGCCUCAAACUUUGCUGAGCUUCUACAGCACUCUGACAACAUGUGCACUGGAAAAUGUUCCCGUUGCAUCGCCGUCACUCUGUACCCAUUAGCUCUGAUAUCCAUCAUCUGUAACAUCGUGCUGUUCUUCCCCGGCGGGGACAUCAAGUACGCCAAAGAUGGACACAUUACCGAGGAGGUGAAAUACAUGGGGGGACUCGUCGGAGGAGGAAUAAUGGUGCUGCUCCCCGCGCUGUACAUCCACCUGACUGGAAAGCAGGGCUGCUGUGGGAACCGCUGCGGGAUGUUCUUAUCCAUUGCCUUCGCUGCAGUGGGUGUGGCCGGCGCUCUGUACAGCUUCAUUGUGGCGGUGCUCGGUCUGCAGAACGGGCCCCUCUGCAAAGUCAUUCUGAUUUGGUCGACACCUUUCAAAAACAGUGAUAGAAGUUACCUGACGGACAACACCUGGUGGUCCUCGUGCACAGAGCCUAAGGACAUCGUGCAGUUCAACAUCGGCCUGUUCGCUACUCUGCUGGCCACGAGCGGUCUGCAGCUGAUCCUCUGCGCCAUUCAGAUGAUCAAUGGGCUCUUCGGCUGCCUGUGUGGCACCUGUGCAGAGAAAGGGCCGCUGUGAGUGUGGGACGGAUGACCGGCGCCCUCUGCUGGAGGAUGGAGAGAAGUGUUCCUGCUGCAAAAUAUUCACUUUCACAUUUUUAUACUUUUUGCAUGUUUUUCAUGAGGCUAAAGGCUCCGUUAUAAUACCAAAAUACAUCUUUAAUGUUUGCAUGUAUUGUUGUGGAAUUGGCACAUUAUUGAAACAAUUAAUGCUUAUUUUGUGAUUUAAAAUAAAUUGUUUUUAAUAUAA